Molecule: messenger RNA, 966 nt
Organism: Alternaria burnsii
Lineage: Eukaryota; Fungi; Ascomycota; Dothideomycetes; Pleosporales; Pleosporaceae
Exons: 2
Coding region: 1-966 (321 amino acids)
Source: RefSeq, a predicted model, not a curated record
AUGAAGAGCUUCACCCUUGUCUCCUUCGCGGCGGGUCUCGGGCUCGUACAUGGCCAAGCGGCUCUAUGCAAUGGCGCAUUCAGGCCCAACUACGACGAUUGUGAAGAGACCGUAAAGUUUUUCAACCUAGAGGGAAGCACUCACAUCACCCACACCAACGGCGAGCUUAACGCUGCGCCAUCUUGCUACCACUGGUGGUGGGACGGCGGAAACUGCCUCAUCUCCCACUGCUUCCAAGAAUCAGGGUCUGACGACCCAAAUAACCCUCGCACCAUUACAGAUGGUCAGGUUCACCAGCUCUAUACAAGCGUGAGGGACAGAUGCAUGCCCUUCAUUUCUGGAGGCAAGUUCACUGGCGCCCUGCAGUUUCUGGAGGUCACCAACGAUGAGGGAGGUGAUGGUCCCCCGACUAAGCGCGCGAUGAAACGAGCAGAGUUUCCCGGCCUCAACGUGGAAACCUUUACCAAUGGCAUGAACAGUGGCCACUCUAGCCUGGAGGAUUACCUUGAGUGGCGCAACGACACCAUGAGCGGCACCGACACUGCUGGAAUUGCUAAGCGACAGAGUGAGGAUGACAGCUGGGACGUAAGCUUCACGGCGCUCAACGUCCGCAACCCUGAUGUCUUCACGCUUGGUUUGCGCCUUAACAGCGGGGUCGACUACUCAUACGAAGUUUCCGAAAGCCAGACCUACAGCGUUACAACCUCAGUGAGCAUGGGAGGCGCUAUUGAAGUUUUCUCUGCAAGCGUCGGUGUGGAAGUCAGCCAGUCGGAGACGUUUACUGUCACUGAAGGGCUCACGUUUAACGUCGACUGCCCAAACCAGGGUCAAAUUACCUUCUGGCCUCUCUACAACUACUAUGAGGUCAAGGGACACCCUAGUGAGAAGGAAUACGAGAUCUGGCUCCCCGUCCUUACCCCCGAUAGGAACAUCAAUGGUGAGAUUGCUGUUUCCUGCCUAGGUUAG